Amaranthus tricolor (Joseph's coat) is the source of this 1164-nucleotide messenger RNA. RefSeq names its product probable calcium-binding protein CML15. Bases 411 to 881 code for a protein of 156 amino acids. NCBI's taxonomy places the organism in Eukaryota, Viridiplantae, Streptophyta, Magnoliopsida, Caryophyllales, Amaranthaceae. The transcript has a single exon. The record is from RefSeq and is a predicted model, not a curated record. Gene Ontology annotation, molecular function: calcium ion binding; enzyme regulator activity.
UAUUAAUAUUACCUCACAUGCACCAUGUCAAAACACUCACCAAGUCUACAUUUUCCAUAACCAAAAAACACUACCAUUUCCUCCCAUUUCAUUCCUCUAAGGCAAAACUCUUCUCCUCCUCUUCUUCCAAUCAUCAAUUAUAUUAAUACUCGUUAAUGAUCAGUGACGAAUCUUAAACCAUAAGUCGAUCAGAUAACACACCUAAGUUAUUAUCCAAACAAAAAACCAAAUCAUCAUACAUUGUUUUACCAAUAUAUAACCAUACCCAUUUCAUCUAUCCUCGUUGAUAGUCAGUGGCUGAUCUUAAACCGUAAGUUAUUAUUAUCAAUAUAUAUUGAUAUAUCAAUAUAUAACCAUCACACUAAAACAAAUACAAAAAACCCAUAUCAUCCAAUACCAAAAAAAUCAUCAUGGUUGAUCAAAUGAAGCAACUCAAAGACAUAUUCAAAAGAUUUGAUAUGGACUCAGACGGAAGCUUAACGGCGUUAGAGCUAGCUGCAUUGCUAAGAUCCCUGGGCUUGAAACCAUCCGGAAAACAGCUGGAAAUCAUGCUAACAUCCAUGGAUUCAAAUGGGAAUGGAAGCAUAGAAUUUGAUGAGCUAGUAAGUGCAAUAAUGCCUGAAAUGAAAGAACAGAUAUUGAUUAAUCAAAGUCAACUUUUAGAAGUAUUUAAUAUAUUUGAUCGUGAUGGUAACGGCGUUAUAACGGCUGCUGAGUUAGCUGGAGCCAUGGCUAAAAUGGGUCAACCGUUGACUUAUAGAGAGUUGACUAAAAUGAUUAAUGAAGCUGAUAGUGAUAGAGAUGGUGUUAUUAAUUUUCAUGAAUUUGCUUCUAUUAUGGCUAAAUUUGCUGCUGAUUUUCUUGGUCUUCCUAGUUCUUAACUUUUUUUUUUUUUUUUUUUUCCUCUUAAUUCCUUUGUGUUUUUUUAUAGUUACUCAUUUUCUUUAUUCACUAUCUGUUUGGUAGUUAAUGUUAAACGAUGAGAAUGAUGGCGACAAUAUGAUGUAUUUUAGCUAGAAAAUUAGUUGACGAAGUUUAUGGGGAUGCUCGUCCUAUUAAUCACUUGUUUCCUCAAAAUUCGUUCUCAUCAUUUACCACUGGGCAAGGUGAUAAUGAAAAAAUUGUGAAUAAAAAUAAUUAAAAAUAAUAAUUUAUCUGUUUUUA